AUGGAGGCCGGUUUCAACAGAAGCAGUUCCCCAGAAAGUGUGUGUGGCACACUACUGCCAUUUCUGAGCUUUCUGAUAAUGACACACAAUGCAGAUGACAUUACUGAGACAUCAAAUUCUGGAAGCAAUAAAAUUAUAGAGGAUUGCAUAGCUUCUAGUGAGAAUUUGGCAUCAGAUGGAACAACCAAUGUUUUUGUCGAAGUUACCACCAACGAAGCUUCAUCGUCAAAAAAUAAUUUAAGUUUUGAAUACAGUUCAACUAAAGUAGUUAUAGAAGACAAUGCGGAGGUAUCUGGCUUCAAUAAGGAUCUAGCUGGGUCCAAUGUCUCUGGGACAUAUUCCUCCUCUAUUGAGGUAGAUGCUCCUUUGAUACGCUUUGUGAAAGGAAAGAGUGGGUCUACGCAGAAGAAGAUUGAAGAGGAUACUGGAGUUAAAAUUAUCUUCCCAUCAUCAAGGGAGGGGACUUCAGUUGUCCUUGAAGGUAAAAGUGCUGAAAGUAUUAGAAAAGCAUCACAGCUGAUUGCAAAUGUUCUUGAAGAGGCUGUUCAAAGUCGACAGCUCGACUACUCUCAUUUCAUAUCACUUCCAUUGGCUCUCCACCAAGAUCUUGUCGACAAACUGAACCACUUCCAGAGUUCGAUCCUUGGGGAAGAAGACAGUGACAAAGAUCAGAGCCGAAGUGAAGGUUCUAUUGAUGAAAUGGAUGAUGACCACAAGCAAGCGGAUGGCUCAAGUGUUUCCAUCAAGCUGCAAGUUCAAGAAGAAGAGUCUGCUGAAGCAAAAAUGGGUAGCAAAGGCUCCCAAUCAGAUUUUGGCAUUGACAAGUCAAUAUUUAUCAAACCCAAAACAUUUCACCUGACGGUUCUUAUGUUAAAGUUGUGGAACAAGGAUCGUAUAGCUAAGGCCUCGGAUGUGCUCCAGUCAGUAUCUACCCAAGUAAAUGAAGCUUUGGAAAAUCGACCUAUCUCCAUACAGCUUAGAGGUCUGACAUGCAUGAAAGGCUCUCCAGCUAAGGCUCGGGUGGUAUACGCUCCAGUGCUGGAAGUUGGUGGCGAAGGGCGCCUAGCACAAGUCAUAACUGACGCCUUUGCCAAGUCAGGUCUAGUUUUUCAAAGGGACGUGAGAGAACUGAAGUUGCACGCGACCAUGAUGAACGUGCGGCAUAGGAAGAGGUGCAAGCUAUAA
Messenger RNA from Miscanthus lutarioriparius, 1185 nucleotides. The record is from the annotation of a GenBank genome assembly. NCBI's taxonomy places the organism in Eukaryota, Viridiplantae, Streptophyta, Magnoliopsida, Poales, Poaceae.